This is a messenger RNA of Oncorhynchus masou masou (cherry salmon), 4664 nucleotides long. Its product is annotated as oocyte zinc finger protein XlCOF8.4-like. Bases 102 to 1544 code for a protein of 480 amino acids. NCBI's taxonomy places the organism in Eukaryota, Metazoa, Chordata, Actinopteri, Salmoniformes, Salmonidae. The transcript has 2 exons. The record is from RefSeq and is a predicted model, not a curated record.
UUCGCAACCGGAUGCUUUUGUCGCUGAUGCCGGACGUGAUGAAAACAACACAACGCGCUAUCUGUCUGGCAAACUAGCUACUUCACUUGCAUUUUCUACAAAUGUCUAAAAUAAAAUUAUUGAGGGUUUUCCUCAACGAGAGAUUAACAGCUGCUGCUGAGGAGAUAUUAGGGGUUGUUGAAAAAACUAUUGCAGAGUAUGAGGAGGAAGUGUUCCGUCUACAGAGUCUGCUCGACAUUGACAUUGUUCUUCAACCUGAGAUAAACCUACACAGAACAGAUGUCCAGCAGCUCAAUCUCUCUGUCUCUGAAGAGGAGGUUCCCCCUGAGCAGCAGCAGUGUGAGCAGGAGUGGAGCCCACGUCUGGGACAGGAGGACCCAGAGCCCACACAGAUUAAAGAAGAGCAGGAGGAACUCAGGACCAGUCAGGAGGAAGAGCAGAUUCAAGGGCUUGAGGCAGAUGCCAUAGAAUUCAUAUUCAAUCCUGUCUGUGUGAAACGUGAUCGUGAUGAAGACCCAACUCAGCCCUCACCUCUCUAUCAAGCCCAAAAGGAGGGAAACGGAGAGAGAGACACUCUACCCAGUACUACAACUGAAAAUAUCAAAACAGAACCUGAUGGAGAGGACUACAUAGAAUCAGAACCAACCAGUGUCUCUCAGCCUUUCUCUACAGUAAAUCCAGACUGUUCUGCAGUUCAGAGUGAAAACAGGCAAAGUGUCAGUGGUAGGGAGACUGGAGGACCUCCUUCUUCAGGUUUUAAGUCAGUCAAAUCAAAAAUAACAAAGAUGGUAAAAGGACAAAUGUCCCAUAUCAAUAGUAAGGGUAAGAGAUCUACACAGUUGUCCCUCCUGAAAUCAUCCAGUCAAAGUAAUUCUACUCCCUGUUGUAAGUUGUGUGGCAAGUCUUUUCAUCAAAUGGGUUCAUUAAUUAAACACGUGCAAACUCAUAAAGAUAAAGAAGGUAUUUGUGGUGUUUGUGGUAAAUGUUUUCAGUCCACAGAAAGUAUGGAAGGUCACUUCCAAACUCACAUUACAGCUAGUUUUUGUUGUGAUGUUUGUAGUAAAGGGUUCAGCAAGAACAGUAAGCUGAUAGUGCACAUGAGAAGCCACACUGGGGAGACUCCAUUUCGAUGUUGUCAUUGUAGCAAAGGAUUCAAACAGAAUGGAAGUCUAAAAAUACACAUGAGAAUUCACACCGGAGAGAAACCUUUUUCAUGCCCUAUUUGUUGCACAUGUUUCAGUCAGAAUGGAGAUCUAAAAAUACACAUGAGGAUUCACACAGGGGAAAAACCAUAUAGCUGUUGUCAUUGUGGCCAAGGAUUCAACCAGAAGGGAAAUCUAAAAACACACAUGAGGACCCACACAAGAGAGAAACCUUAUCGCUGUCAUGAUUGUGACCAAGGAUUCAGCACUGGCAGCGCUCUGAAAAGACACAUUAUGAUUCACACAGGGGAGAAGCCUUUUUGCUGUCCUGAUUGUGGAAAAACAUUUAAUCGGAGUGGACAUGUAAAAUUACACAUGAGGACCCACACAGGGAAUAAAUAAUAUUGCCAUUUGUGGCAAAGGAUUCAGCACUAGUGGCCUUCUGAGAUUAAAAACAUUUGGAUUCAUACUGGAGAGAAACAGUAUCCAUAGUGACUGUGGUAAAGGAUUCUGCACUGGCACCAAUCUGAAAGUGCCCUUAAGGACUCAGAGGAGAGAAUAGAUACCCUCAAUUUAGAAAAUUAUUUCCCCAAUCAGGUACGUUAAAUAACAAUCGGACACAAUGAGAAAACACUUUCAUUUAAAAUUGAUAGAACUGUCACUAGAGGGAGAACUUAACUGUGUGCUGUUUGGGGAAAGGUCUGGAGACCGAAGAUUGAGAGUCGAUGUCUCAGAACACUACUCGUGGGUGAAUAAGAUAUGACGGAAUUACUGCUUGAAUUUAAGAACUCCAUCACUAUCUAACAGAGAGCAGUUGUUAGUUAUAGGAUGACAAGACAUUUGGGAAACUCCUCCCUUUGUACUUAAACAUUUUUGUUUUUGAAAUCUUAUACAUUAUGUACACUGAGUGUACAAAACAUUAGGAACACCUGCUCUUUCCAUUAAAUAGACUGACCAGGUAAAACCAAGGUGAACGCUAUGAUGCCUUAUUGAUAUCACUUGUUAAAUCCACUUCAGUGUAGAUGUUUUGUAUACUCUAUGCUUUGACGGACUAGCGCUCUCGUGAAUAAACAUUUUGACUAAAUAGCUGGGCCUCCGUCUGUUUCAUUCAACCAGUAUCUUACAAAUUCUGGGUUGCAGACUGAGUAGUUUAAUUGAAUUGGGUUUUGAAUAUUGAGAACAUAAUUCUUGUGACACAGACGUAGUUUCUCUGUCCUGGCGAUGCAGAGAAAACCCAGCCAGCUCUAUAUUAUACGUGUCGUUGUUCAGUCACAACUUGGUGAAACAUAAUACACUGCUCAAAAAAAUAAAGGGAACACUAAAAUAACACAUCCUAGAUAUGAAUGAAUGAAAUAUUCUUAUUAUGUGCUGACAAAAUCACACAAAAAUUAUCAAUGGAAAUCAAAUUUGAGGUCUGGAUUUUGGGUCACACUCAAAAUUAAAGUGGAAAACCACACUACAGGCUGAUCCAACUUUGAUGUAAUGUCCUUAAAACAAGUCAAAAUUAGGCUCAGUAGUGUGUGUGGCCUCCACGUUCCUGUAUGACCUCCCUACAACGCCUGGGCACGCUCCUGAUGAGGUGGUGGAUGGUCUCCUGAGGGAUCUCCUCCCCGACCUGGACUAAAGCAUCCACCAACUCCUGGACAGUCUGUGGUGCAACGUGACGUUGGUGGAUGGAGCGAGACAUGAUGUCCCAGAUGUGCUCAAUUUGAUUCAGGUCUGGGCGGGCCAGUCCAUAGCAUCAAUGCCUUCCUCUUGCAGGAACUGCUGAUGUGACAGGUUAAAGGAAAUAUUCAUAGCCUGUUAUACAUUAAAAAGUAUUAGUAAGUUCAUAGUAUGUGAGGAUCUUAAAACAUCUCACGUUAAAAAGAUGCAUUCAGUAUUAGUUGAUAGAGAUUGAUAACAUUCAUAUAAUUGUGUUAAAGUUCAAAUCUGUCAAAGGGUACGAAUUGUGAGAGUAAUGUGUAAACGUUAUAUUGAUUACUUUAUUUUGUGGUGCCUAAAAGUGUUAAUCUGUGAUCUACGAAAUGCUCUUAAUCUAUGAGCCAGAGAUCGAUUGCUCUGGUCUCCACCCAUAUUCCUGGGGAAAAUCGCAGUCUUUUCUCAUUGAACUUAAAGUCGAAUUGAGAAAACAACACCGUAUCACUCUCGUGAUUAUUUCUCCCCUGUUUUCAGGGGUGUAACACUGACACACUCCAGCCAUAUGAGGUGUAGCAUUGUCUUGCAUUAGGAGGAACCCAGGGCCAACCGCACCAGCAUAUGGUCUCACAAGGGGUCUGAGGAUCUCAUCUCGGUACCUAAUGGCAGUCAGGCUACCUCUGGCGAGCACAUGGAGGGCUGUGCGGCCCCCCAAAGAAAUUCCACCCCACCCCACACCAUGACCGACCCACCGCCUAACCGGUCAUGCUGGAGGAAGUUGCAGACAGCAGAACGUUCUCCACGGCAUCUCCAGACUCUGUCACGUGCUCAGUGUGAACCUGCUUUCAUCUGUGAAGAGCACAGGGCGCCAGUGGCGAAUUUGCCAAUCUUGGUGUUCUCUGGCAAAUGUCAAACGUCCUGCACGGUGUUGGGCUGUAAGCACAACCCCCACCUGUGGACGUCGGGACCUCAUACCACCCUCAUGGAGUCUGUUUCUGACCGUUUGAGUAGACACAUGCACAUUUGUGGCUUGCUGGAGGUCAUUUUGCAGGGCUCUGGCAGUGCUCCUCCUUGCACAAAGGCGGAGGUAGCGGUCCUGCUGCUGGGUUGUUGCCCUCCUACGGCCUCCUCCACGUCUCCUGAUGUACUGGCCUGUUUCCUGGUAGCGCCUCCAUGCUCUGGACACUACGCUGACAGACACAGCAAACCUUCUUGCCAUAGCUCGCAUUGAUGUGCCAUCCUGGAUGAACUGCACUACCUGAGCCACUUGUGUGGGUUUGUAGACUCUGUAUCAUGCUUCCACUAGAGUGAAAGCACCGCUAGCAUUCAAAAGUGACGAAAACAUCAGCCAGGAAGCAUAAGAACUGAGAAGUGGUCUUGUCACCACCUGCAGAACCACUUCUUUAUUGGGGGUGUCUUGCUAAUUGCCUAUAAUUUCCACCUGUUGUCUAUUCCAUUUGCACAACAGCAUGUGAAAUUUAUUGUCAAUCAGUGUUGCUUCCUAAGUGGACAGUUUGAUUUCACAGAAGUGUGAUUGACUUGGAGUUACAUUGUGUUGUUUAAGUGUUCCCUUUAUUUUUUUGAGCAGUCUAUAUUACAGUUUUUAAUGUCCCGUUGGUAGGAUAGUCUUAAUCGUAGAUUACCAUUUUAUUUUCCAAUGAUUGCACGUUGGCCAAUAGAACGGAUGGUAGUGGAGGUUUACUCACUCGCCUACGAAUUCUCAAAAGGCAGCCUGACAUUCGCCCCCUUUUUCUCUGUAUUUCUUUCACGCAAAUGACGGGGACUUGGGCCCGUUCUCGAGAAAGCUGAAUUUUCUGUAAAGGGCUUCCUUCAUUUCAAUCUGUUAUUUAGGAUAGUAUUGUAGAGUAACUACAAUGUUGUUGA